Molecule: messenger RNA, 633 nt
Organism: Mycena indigotica
Lineage: Eukaryota; Fungi; Basidiomycota; Agaricomycetes; Agaricales; Mycenaceae
Product: RNF220 domain-containing protein
Exons: 1
Coding region: 1-633 (210 amino acids)
Source: RefSeq, a predicted model, not a curated record
AUGGCACCCGACCGCUCUCCCGAAUCCGCUGCUGAACGAGCGCUGAAUCGGCUCCAUCACCAAGACUUUGUGGCUCUGCGCCGUGCGGCUGCCCAGCUCAGUGUCCUGAGCAAGGACAAGAAAGCAGAUGUCGUGUUUCGGACACGUCUGGUCUCGAUGCAUGGCACCCUCAAUAUCUAUCUCAGCUCCGCGUUUAACUACACCUGGCGCCAGGCUUCAACUCUCAUCGCCCAUUCGCAGGGCCUUGGGAAUCAUCAUGCCCGUCGCAUCCGCGACUGGCUUCACACCUUUCUGUCAACUCGAAAGCUACCGGUGCACAUUAUUAGUGUAAAUGACGGCGACUCCCUUUUGGAUGACGAAGACUUUGCACUUGCAAUCAAAUUGCACCUGCAGACAGUUUGCGCGAAGAACAAGCACUUCCGAGCUCAAGACAUCGUCGAUUUUGUGGCGUCUGCAGGAAUGCAGGAACGACUGGAGACGGCGGGCAUUCAAAAGAGAUCGAUUUCUGUCCGCACCGCUCGACGUUGGCUUAAGCGGAUGGAUUGGCGGUUUGGAGCUCGGAAAAAUGGGAUGUAUGUUGAUGGACAUGAGCGCGAGGAUGUGGUGGCAUAUCGAGCCGCAUUUGUGAAGUGA